This is a messenger RNA of Callithrix jacchus (white-tufted-ear marmoset), 1369 nucleotides long. RefSeq names its product cholesterol 25-hydroxylase (gene CH25H). Gene Ontology annotation, molecular function: oxidoreductase activity; iron ion binding. NCBI's taxonomy places the organism in Eukaryota, Metazoa, Chordata, Mammalia, Primates, Cebidae. Gene Ontology annotation, biological process: lipid biosynthetic process. The record is from RefSeq and is a predicted model, not a curated record.
GAGUCCUGUGAAAAGUCGGUGGGACUCGAGUAGCAGCAGCGGCUGCCCGCACAGCCUCGCCAUGAGCUGCCGCAACUGCUCCCAGCCCCAGGUCCUUUGCAGCUCCGAGCAGCUGUUCCUGCAGCCCCUCUGGGACCGCGUGAGGAGCUGGGAGGCCCUCAUACUGUCGCCCUUCUUCCCGGUCAUCUUCUCCAUUACCACAUACGUGGGCUUCUGCCUGCCCUUCGUGGUGCUGGACGUCCUGUGCUCCUGGGUGCCCGCGCUGCGGCGUUACAAGAUCCACCCGGACUUCUCGCCGUCAGCGCGGCAGCUGCUGCCCUGCCUGGGGCAGACGCUCUACCAGCACGUGAUGUUCGUGUUCCCCGUGACGCUGCUGCAUUGGGCCUGCAGCCCGGCCCUCCUGCCCCACGAAGCCCCUGAGCUGCUCCUGCUGCUGCACCACGUCCUGCUCUGCCUGCUGCUCUUCGACACGGAGUUCUUCGUGUGGCACCUGCUGCACCACAAGGUGCCCUGGCUGUACCGCACCUUCCACAAGAUGCACCACCAGAACCCCUCCUCGUUCGCUCUGGCCACGCAGUACAUGAGCAUCUGGGAACUGUUUUCCUUGGGCGUCUUCGACAUGGUGAACGUCACGCUGCUCGGAUGCCACCCGCUCACUGCCCUGACCUUCCACGUGCUCAACAUCUGGCUGUCCGUGGAGGACCACUCCGGCUACAACUUCCCUUGGUCCACUCACAGACUGGUGCCCUUCGGGUGGUACGGGGGCGUGGCGCACCACGACCUGCAUCACUCUCUCUUUAACUGCAACUUUGCCCCGUACUUCACACACUGGGACAAAAUUCUGGGAACGCUGCGGCCUGCAUCUGUCCCAGUGCAGUAAUGUGGCUGCGGUGGGUGCCCCUAAGACUCGGGACUGCCUUUCAUACUUGAAUUAAGAGAAACACCUGAGCGGUAUAUUAAGCAACUAACUUAUUAACCGAUGAAAACCAUAGAUAAAACCUGAUGUAUUUUUGUAGUCUGACAAAGCAAUUUACGUAAGUUUUCUGUAUCAAUACAAUUUUGUGUUCUUGGUAUUCGUAGUCUAGCUCACUUCAACAGCCUUGAAUCCUGGAUGUGAAAAAGACAUUCAUCACAGACAUAUUUAGAGUAUCUCUAAAAGGACUUGUUUGUGGAAUAAAGAAUUUCCUAUGUUUGAAAGUGUUCUAAACCUGUCUAAAAGAACUUAUUUUUAUGGAUGACUCUAAAAACAGUUGAACAUGUUUCUGCUGGACAGCAGCCGAGAUUAGAGUGCCUUUUUAUGUUUUUUAUAGAACUGUAUAUUUAUUUUGAAAGAAAUGUUUUUCAUGCUUUAAAAAAGAAAAAAAGAACA